Molecule: messenger RNA, 1086 nt
Organism: Candidula unifasciata
Lineage: Eukaryota; Metazoa; Mollusca; Gastropoda; Stylommatophora; Geomitridae
Source: the annotation of a GenBank genome assembly
AUGGCGAGCUUUGACCCAUGUGAAAAGGAGUCCGGUGACAACAGUGCUGAAAUUACAAAGUAUUCCAUCAAACGUCUGGAACUGUCAAUUAAAAAAUUUGUCAAGGUUCUAGACAUCGACUUGGACAGAUUAUUUAAACACACUGCCAACAUUUCUAGACUGACAAAUGCAGAGGACUGGAAUGGGUUGCACAAAGAGCAAGUUAAUGCAACACGAACCAUACAGCAAAUUAAAGCUAACAUUCGUGAAAUUGAAAAAGCCCGAAAUCAGGUGAAAAAUGAAGAUUUGCCUGAAUUUGAUGCAAAAGUUCAAGAAGUGAAAUCAAAAGCUGUGUUUGCAAUGGAGGAGUUCAUGAACUUUAUAGGUUUUGAACAAAAACUGUCUCCUCAAAACACACAACCAGAUUCAAGUGGAGGGAUUUCUAUUGGACCUGGAAAAGCAGAUGCCCCACAUGCAGUGAACCAUCUUAGUUCACAUUCACAACAAAGAGACUAUUUCCUGACUUCGGAAGAACAGUCAGGAUUUAUGUACGACAGCUUCGACAGUGGCAGCUACCAGUCACCCUACGGCAGCCUUCCAAACUCUUUAGCAAUAAUACCAGCACCUUUAUUGACCACAAGUCUGCAUGUGGUACCACAGAACUCACAAGCUUCUGCUUCCUGGGAGCAACUACAGGAAAACAUUGUUGAACUGAAUGAGUUGGUGCAUGAAUUUGCCACCAAUGUUGAGCAACAAGGGGAAGUCAUCAGCAACAUAGAAGAUAAUAUAGAGAGUGCUCAUGAGAAUGUCCGAGAGGGAACCCAUCACCUCGCCAAGGCAGCCAAAUACAAGUCUGUGCUGUUCCCAGUUGUUGGUGCUGUUGUUGGUGGAAUAGUUGCUGGUCCUAUCGGUUUAUUUGCUGGGGUCAAAAUUGGUGGUCUGGCUGGAGCAGUUGGUACAGCAGUUGGAUUUGCAGGAGGGAGGUUCAUGAAAAAGCAUCAACAAAAGAUUUCAGACCUAGAGUUGAGAAACUUGAGUGACAAACGAUCCUUAUCACUGCCGGACUUGCCAGAUAAUACCAGAGCUGAAAGCAGAAAUGACAUUUAA